GGAAAUCAUUAACGGAAUGUGCAUUUUGACAGGCCUGGUGGUCGGCUUCAUGCUGACUCUGAGCAGCUACGUGUACCUGGUGGAUCUGAUGGUCUUCUUCGUCACCUCCUCGAGAGCCACCAAAUACAAGUCGUCAAGCAAGCGCAAACUGGAGGAGAAUUUCAAAGAAGGUGGUGAACGAAACUGGGUACAAGUGGUUUGCAAUGGUGGAGUUGCAAGCUUACUGGCCUGGCUCUUCAUCGUGGACUGUGGGUGCGGAGAAAACCCAGUAGACCUCGUGUACAAAUACCGUUGCUCCUGGCUUAGCAUUGCUAUUCUUGGUGCACUGGCAUGUUGCAACGGUGACACAUGGGCCUCUGAGCUGGGGGCAGUCAUGAGUUCCGGAGAACCUGUACUUAUUACGUCUCUUCAGCCCGUACCACGUGGAACAAAUGGAGCUGUAAGCACCUCAGGUAUCGUCAUGAGCCUCUUGGGAGGGCUUGUAGUGGGCAUCGGGCACUACUUAACACUACUCAUGUUUGUGUCAAGUCCCGUUAUGAUCUCAGCACCGGCUCAGUGGCCCAUAAUCAUAGUAGGGGCAGUUGGAGGACUUCUCGGUAGUCUCAUUGAUUCGGUGAUUGGAGCUACUAUGCAGUUCUCAGGUAUGGAACUAGGCAUGGACUCAAAUGGAAAGAUUGUUGAAAGACCCGGAGAUGGAGUGAUACCAAUAUCGGGGUCAUACAUCUUGGACAACCAUGCGGUCAACCUCAUAAGCUCUCUCCUAACUGCUCUCCUGCUCCCAAGGAUUGCCCUUGCGAUCAUGUAGAGAAAUAACUCACAAAAUAAUGUCGAUCUGAUUUGUUUAUAAAGAAUAGCUGUAGAUUUCCUUUUUUUUUUUUUUCAAAAUUUUCUUCAUUCAUACAUGAACAAAUUUCUUUCUUGGCAGCUCUUACAUAGAGAUGCAAGAUCAUGAAUCUGUGUCAGUUUAGGGUGACAUUAGGUAUAUUUUUCGAAUUCCUGUUGAGGAUACUAACUGUGACUGUGAUAAGGGCAGCAUCUUACGAAUGUAUUUGGUUGACUGAGGUGUAUUGGAGAGGACCCUGCUGUGGAAGUGCUUCCCUUUUCGUUAUGUAUGCUUUGGCCAGUGUUGUAGGAGGGACACUUUCCACAUUCAAAACACAACUUGGAAGGAGGAAAAGUGUUACUCUCAUUACAGUGGUUGUCUUCUUAUUUUCCGGUGCUAAAGUGGGCAUUUGGUAGUUAGCUCUCUCAUCCUGUUUGCAUAGAUGAUAACGGUCUUUUCAGAUUGAUUUUAUUGUUUGAAUGUUACUGCUGUGUGUGAAAUAGGUGGAGGUGUUUGAUGGCCGUUAUGCUGUAUAUACUCUAGAAGAUUUGGUAAAGAACAAAAGAUUAUUGUUAUUUUGAGGUUUGUAUUCAUAUACAUUGUACUUACAGAUUUUGUUGUUGUUGUUUUUAUUUAUUUAUUCAUGUCUUAUUUAAUUAGUUUUGAUCAUUAUUAUUACUAUCAUUAUUAUAAUCAAUGUCAUUAGCAUUGAUGAUUACCUGAUUACGUUUGGACAUCAGUCAAUAAUAAGUGGACGAGUAUGACAUUCUUUUUGAUAUGAAAAUGAUUUGGAAGUGUGGAAGAAAGCAUUGGGAAAAAGUGUCGAAGAGGAAAUGGUAACCUAGAGUUUAUUUUGCUUUAUUUUGUUAAUUACUUGAAGGGAGAUAAAAUGAUAAUUCUUAUUUGACAGAGGAAGAAUAAUCUAAGAAAAUACUCUGUUAUUUAUUAAUCAUGGAGAUAGCAAAGUUUAUUUUGUAUUCAAAGGGAAGAAUAUGGGUUGUUAUUUGUUGUUGAAAGAAGAUUGACUAGUCCUUUAUUACUUAUUCCUGUUGUUUGUUCAAGAAAGAUGAAAUUGUUAUUUGCUAAUUCAGGGGUUGAGUGAGAGGACUAAUAUGUUGCUCAUGGAGUAUCUAAGAGAAGUAUGUACGAGGUGCAGAAGCAAAUCUGUUAAUCAACUUAUGUUGGGCAAACGUCACAGUAUGAUCAGUUAAUGGAUGAUUGAUCAAUUAUAAGGGCUUACAUUUUCCUUCCCAAGCAUUUAUACAAGAUCCUGAUACCGGUGAUGAUUGGUAUCCCCUACGGUUGGUUAUGCUAUCUGUGAUUAUUGCUGCUUGUACUUGAUCACCGUGUUGUACAGUAGAGAGCAUACCCAUGGUAUGCUCGGCCUUUGUUUGCAACUGAAUGUUUCAGAUGUAUUCUACUUGUGUUUUGCUAGCUGUGAGGUGUUUGGACAGUGUCUUGUGAUUCUGUGACAGUAUUAAUAGUGUAGUGUAAGCGAGUCUAUCAAUUUUGUGGGCAAAGGGCAUUAUUCUUCAUUUUCAUUUCUAUUUCUUUAAUCUCCCAUUUGUUAAGUAAUGUAAUGUUGUUGUGUUUUUGUUGAAGUAAUUAUUACAAAUGCACUUGAGCUAGUUCAGAACCUUUUUCUUAUGAAACUGUCAUUAUCAAGUGGCAAGAAAUGCAUCUCUGUUUACUCUGUUAUAGUCAUUGUAUAAGCAUUAACUUUGGGGUCCUUUUUAGGGAAAUGUAAUUGGAUUGUAUUGAAGGAGUUGCCUUUAUUGUAUUGGUUGUCAUUCCUUAGGUUUCACAAUGCAAUUAUGAAAUGUUUGUAGCUUAUAUUGCUGUUAUAUACUUGUGAUUUUUGUUUUUGUUUUCUAACGGUUUGUAAAGGAUAUGUACAGUGUAGGUACAAGAUGGAAGAGUGAAUGAUUUAGGAUUAGAGUGUGUGUAGUAAUAUAUAACGCUAACACUCACACUUACACAUAUAUGCAUAUAUACAAAACAUACAUGCUUAAAUAAAUAAUACCAGAUGCAUAUCUGUUGAUUUUUAUUGGAGGGUGCAAGUCUCUCUUAGGCAAUGAGGUGGGCAUUAGCAAAAAUUUAUCUGUUUUUUGUCAGAUAAGGGAAGAUAUUCCAGAACACUGAGCAGUAGGGGUGUAGGCAUUGAAUAUUUUGUUAAUUUUUUUUGUUGGAAUAGGGGUCUGGUGUGUGCCUCUGAUUUGCCUACAGAGAGAGAGAGAGAGAGAGAGAGAGCAUGGGCACUCUCUGAGCCCCAUUGGUACAUGUGUAUGUCAUUGAUAUAAAGCACAUUUUGAAAACAAUUGCACUUGCAUUAUUAAGGUUAUAUAUAUAAAAUACUGUAUAUCUCGUGAAAAUUUUAUGGUUUAGACGAGUAUGUGCAUUACCAACUCUUUGAUGUUAUGUCUGAAAAUAUUGAGUGUUCCAUUUUGUAACUGAAUACAAAGAUUGAAAUGAAAUAUAUUUAUAUUUUUGUUUGAA
Molecule: messenger RNA, 3319 nt
Organism: Penaeus vannamei (Pacific white shrimp)
Lineage: Eukaryota; Metazoa; Arthropoda; Malacostraca; Decapoda; Penaeidae
Source: RefSeq, a predicted model, not a curated record